This is a messenger RNA of Trichoderma asperellum CBS 433.97, 1354 nucleotides long. RefSeq lists its product as uncharacterized. Gene Ontology annotation, cellular component: transcription factor TFIIH holo complex. Lineage: Eukaryota; Fungi; Ascomycota; Sordariomycetes; Hypocreales; Hypocreaceae. The record is from RefSeq and is a predicted model, not a curated record.
AACCCUACAACUUUCUUCUCGUAAUUCCUCUAGACUGCUGCAUUCAUUGCAUGACGGAGACUUUGACUUGCCCUGGGAUUCCUUGACCUCUCUACAGGGUAUCUUAAUCUCACAAGCAAUAACAAGCACCCCGCCCCCGCUUAUCUGAGCUGGCUGCCAUAUCGUCAUUGAGAAUAUCUGGGCGAAGCAGAUUCGCAUCGCUGCAAAGGGCUUUGUUACACAGAUCUCUUGGACGAUUUAUUGUAGAUCUUUGCAGCGCCCAUGGCAGGCUCUUCACAGCUACCGGGCGGCUUCAUCCGCUCUCAAGGCGGUCUUCCUUCGCCUGCACCAUCAUCAGCGUCUUCACGGGCUGCGUCUAGUCUGCCGCAUCCGAGGAACAAUGCACUACAGCCUGGAUCCAAUAAGGAGGACAUGGUAAGGAGAUAUGUAGAGGACAGAAUGCUCUAUAUUUCCCGCCGCUAUGUGAAGAAGUUUGGGAAUCCGGAUCCUGGAGAUGCGGUUGUCGGAUUCAAGAGCUUUGGUGAAGUCUGCAAAGAGCUCGAUGGGAUUGUGAAUGUUUUGUGGAAAUCGGGCACACCGGGUUUACAAAUACCGUUCCUGCUCAAGAUGGCAAGCGACUUCACGCAAUACGUCAGAUCGUUUCCGCCAUCGUCCAAGGCGUCAUUUGAUCUACUACACAAGCUUGACCACUGCUUUGCAAGCUUACUCUCAGGCCAAGACAUUGAAACUAACGAGACGCUUCCGGGAUUUGAAAAUGGUCUGCGGGCGGGCAUGACCACGACUGACAUGGUGCGAUGCCGGAGUCUUGUUGAGCAGACGAGGGUGUUGAUGGUUGAAGUCAUGAGUAGUGGCGAACAAGAAGAAGAGGAGGAGGAUGAUGAGGAUGAGGAUGAUGAUGAGACUGAUGGAGAUGACGGCCAAGAGACGGAAAGGGCGGAAAGCUACGAUGCUGGCGGCAACUCUGCGUGGGACAUAGACGAGGAUGAGAUGCACCUGGAUGCUGCGCGCAUCUACGAGAAGACGAUUGUGCAGCUGGGGAGGAGGCUUGGGGAUUCUCUAGGGAGCGGCAUUGGUGUCGGCGGCGGCGAUGCUGCCAUGACAAAUACGUGAAAAUGUGUAUGCCAGACUACCUAUGCAGCAGGUCAGAUGGAUAGAACUGAGUUUGCGCUUUGCGAUAAGUGAGAGUGAUGGGAGUGCAUGGUAGUAUUGGGCAUGUUAUCAGAGUUUGUGUUUGCUGCACCAAACAAACAUUUUGCCCCUGUCUAGCUGCCAGACUACAAGAUAACCAUCUCAUGUAUAAGCCUCUAUAAAAAAAGUAAAAAACAAAACAAACUAUAGCUACAACCGCUAGAAG